GUAUAAGCUUGACUGUAGCGAGGUCAAAGAGGGUUCAUUCAGUUUAGUAGCGUGUUUGUUAUACUCUCGACUCUCAACUCAUCACCAUUGUCUCUGAACUAGAGUAUUUUAUUUAUUUAAUUGCAAACCAUAGAUGCGCAAUCUGACAAAAUAAUUAAUAAUAAUUUAUUAAAAAAAAUUCAAAGUGUUGAAUAAAAUAUAAAAUUAAAAACAUCAGCUUCGACACUACAAUUCAGAAAAAUAGUCAGUGGAACGUUGAAUGGUUAAUCAUAAAAUAAUUAUAAUGCUGAUUACUGUGCUGAAUUUUUGAGUUAGUCGGGGUCAAUCCAGUGGAGAAGGAUCAUGAGCACUUAGAAUUUAGGGUGCGAUCGAAUGAACUCGAGUAUCCUGAAAGAGGACGAAGAGGACGAAGAAGCAGCGUUAGGAGCAGACUGGAUUUACCGGUGACAAAUUUUAUGAGCAGGUGUAACUUGAGGUGAUGGACAAUGAGCAACCGCACCAGGAGCUGGUCAAGUGUGUCGUUGUGGGAGACACCGCUGUUGGAAAGACCAGGCUGAUUUGCGCCCGUGCCUGCAACAAACACGUGUCGCUAUCGCAAUUGCUGACCACCCACGUACCCACGGUCUGGGCCAUCGACCAGUAUCGAAUUUACAAGGACGUCCUUGAGCGUUCAUGGGAGGUCGUUGACAAUGUAAACGUAUCACUCAGGCUAUGGGAUACCUUUGGAGAUCAUGAAAAGGAUCGAAGAUUUGCAUAUGGAAGGUCAGACGUUGUUCUACUAUGCUUCUCCAUAACAAAUCCCGUAUCUUUACGGAACUGCAAACGAAUGUGGUAUCCAGAGAUCCGACGAUUUUGCCCUCAGACCCCGGUCCUGCUGGUUGGUUGCAAAAACGACUUGAGAUACAUGUAUCGUGAUGAAACAUAUCUCAGCUACUUUCGUGAUCGUAGUCCAUUUGUAAGAGCAACGAGGAAGAGUGACCUAGUGAUGCCGGAUCAAGCACGAGCCGUCGCCCGGGAACUAGGAGUCCACUAUUACGAGGCAAGUGUCUUUACUUACUACGGAGUGAAUGAAGUCUUCGAGAACUCGAUCCGAGCGGCUCUGAUAGCCCGUCGUCAGCAGCGAUUCUGGAUGACCAAUCUGAAACGUGUCCAGCGGCCACUUCUCCAGGCUCCUUUCUGUCCGCCCAAACCAAUACCACCAGAAGUAAAUCUCGCACCCAGCACCUACGAAGAAAACAUGAAGGCUCUCUGGAUGCGACCUGUUCAUACUGAUGUCACGCUGAUAGUCGGCAGCUGCACUUUUUCAGCUCAUAGGUGUCUUUUGGCCGCUGCGUCUCCGGCUUUUCAUAGGCUGUUUUCUAUGGAACUUGCUCAUGAACUUACUCCUAGGAGCUCCAGUGAAAGUAGUAUGGUUAGCACUUUUGGAGAAGCUACUGUUGGUGACUUUAAUGAUGAUACUGAAUGUCUCAUACGUAAUGAUCAAGUCAAACCAGCUAAAGUAUGGGAACAAUUAAAACGACGAUCGAGUUUUCAAGUUUUGCCAACAAUGGAUCAAAGGAAACCAACAGGAGCAUCUCGUGAAUUAAACCAUCCAGCUUUUCAAAACAUCCGCAUUAAUCUUACAGAAAAUUCGAACGGUGUCCAACAAUCGACAACUGUAGUUACACUUUCAAAAUUGAUAACGCCUCAAUCAAUGCAGCAAUGUCUUCAAUUUAUCUACACCGGAAGCUUGGACAAGCGUUACCACGAUCUGCAAACAGCUCCAAUCGGGUUGUUACUGGAAAUCCGACAGGCCGCUGAGUUUCUGGAGCUCCCGCAAUUGCUCAUGGUACUUGGUAGCAUUCAGGCAAGGUCCCAGUUCAUGAACAGUGAUUUAAAUAAUCAGUAUAAGCAAGUUGUAAGACAAAGAUUAGAAGAUAUUUGUUUAGAACAAGGUUUAUUUGCUGACGUUAUUUUUGAACUGGAUGAUGGAAAUAUGCCAGCGCACCGCGCAAUUUUAACUACAAGAUGUGAUAUGAUGAAGGCCAUGUUUUCGGGUGAUUAUCGUGAAAGUAGUGCUAAAGUUAUUGUUUUUCCCGGUGUUCGCGAAUAUACAUUUCAUAAAUUUCUUUGUUACUUGUAUACCGACCAAGUGCCACCGAUAUCAUCAGCACGUUGUCUAAACCUGUUAGAGUUAGCAAACAGACUGUGCUUACCACGGCUGAUAAACCUAGUUGAAAGUAGAGUAAUUGAAGAUCUAGAACGAUUGUCUCAAAACGACGGAAAUGAAGCUGUAGAAAGUUGUCUGAGAUUACUAGAACCCUGUAAACUCCACAAUGCUAACCAACUAGCCGAUUGGUGUAUGAACCAUCUAUGUGUAAAUUAUAAUAAACUCUGUAAAAUGUCACCAAGAAGUGUCCGGCUCUUGCAUCCGGAUAAUCAAGAGUAUUUGAAUGAACAUCGUUGGCCACCUGUUUGGUAUUUAAAAGACUACGAUUAUUACCAAAAAUGUCUAGCCGAACUGGACAAAGAAAACAAGCCGACGUUGAAACGUAAUCGCAACCAGUCGGGUUGCCUCUGUUUUGCGAGGUCGAGCAAGACCUCGCGAAAAGAAGAAACUAAUGGAAGAUCGGGUGUCUCAAAUGGAGACUCAAAUGCAGAACGCCCGUUAUUCGAACCAUCCACGACAGAAUCUGGUGAGGUUGUAUGACAUGAGCCCCGCGGCUCAGGCCGCUCGGUCAGAUUUAUUCUGAUACCCGUGCUCAUAAUAUUCAUCUGCACUAUUUUUACUAUUUUGAUACUGCUACAGAUUUAUACUUAACCGUGUAAUUGUAAUGUCGUAUAAUUAUUAAUUAUAAUUAAAUAUUAAAUACCGUUAGGAGAUAAUAAUAAGACACUACUUACGGGAUUAAUUUUUUUUUAAUUACUGAAUACAUUUGUGAACGUGAUUAAUCUUUACAAAAAAUUUGUUUAUUCCCGAGAAAAAACUAACUUUUAAAAAUAUUUAAGGUAAAAGCCCCAAUAGAUGA
Molecule: messenger RNA, 3008 nt
Organism: Cotesia glomerata
Lineage: Eukaryota; Metazoa; Arthropoda; Insecta; Hymenoptera; Braconidae
Gene: RhoBTB
Product: rho-related BTB domain-containing protein 1
Exons: 13
Coding region: 479-2689 (736 amino acids)
Biological process (GO): proteasome-mediated ubiquitin-dependent protein catabolic process; regulation of proteolysis; small GTPase-mediated signal transduction
Cellular component (GO): cytoplasm
Molecular function (GO): GTPase activity; GTP binding; ubiquitin protein ligase binding
Source: RefSeq, a predicted model, not a curated record